AGGGCACGGGGCGGCGACGGCGACGCGCAGGGGAAAACAUAUCUUUUCUAUCCGCCGCGACCGCGAGGCAGGGAGGCAGCGGGCGACUCGGCCGGCGGCGGUGGUGGCGGCGGCCGGCGACCGGGACGAGACGAGGCGUCAAGAUGAUGUCGUGCAGGGUACUCGCGCUCCUCCCUCUCCCCGCGCCCUCCCGCCGGCCGCGCGCCGCCUCGCUAGCGCGGCUUGACGCCGCCCGGCGCCGCGCCUUCUCCUCCUCCUCAAUCUCAUUCCGGUGCUGCGCCUCCGCCGCUGGUACUCCCGGAGACCAAGAGGAUCCGCCGCAGGACGCCGUGCUCAAGGCCAUCUCCCAGGUAGCAAGCUCUAAAGGAAGGGUUGCACAGACAACAAAUGUUAUCAUGGGUGGUACUGUGACAGAUGAUGCGACUGAUGAAUGGCUUGUCCUGGAUAAGCAGGUAAAUUCAUAUCCUACAGUUAGAGGAUUUACUGCCAUUGGUACUGGAGGAGAUGAUUUUGUCCAAUCCAUGGUGGUUGCAGUUGAAUCAGUAGUUCAAGAACAAAUUCCAAAGGCUCAGAUUUCCCAGAAAAUUUCGUCAAAGGGGAAAUACGUUUCUGUAAAAAUUGGACCUAUCCGUGUGGUUUCCAGCGAACAGGUCCAAGCAGUGUAUAAUGCCAUGAAGAAGGACGAAAGGAUGAAAUUCUUCUUGUAAACAUCAUGAGUAGUCGAGUACAGUAUCAUUGUUGUUACACCAGCAUAGUUUCACAGAAUUAGCCAUGCGAUUGUAGGUGUGGAAGGCGAAGAAAUUUCACGGUUUCCUGGCAAGAAUCCUUUCCUACUUUUACUGAGGCCACGUUUCCCAUGUACUGGCAGUUUCUCCUGCUACCUACUGAAAUUUACUGGCUAGGUAGAGCCUGUUUGGAAGGCUUUCAGGGCAGGACCUCACCUAUGACACAGCUCCACCGGGGUUUUCUGUGAAGAUAGCUUAUACUACCUCGUCUUAAAAUAAUACCUCCGUCCUAAAAUAAGAUUGUUUUUCAGU
Oryza brachyantha (malo sina) is the source of this 1037-nucleotide messenger RNA. RefSeq lists its product as uncharacterized. The transcript has 5 exons. Bases 144 to 707 code for a protein of 187 amino acids. NCBI's taxonomy places the organism in Eukaryota, Viridiplantae, Streptophyta, Magnoliopsida, Poales, Poaceae. The record is from RefSeq and is a predicted model, not a curated record.